AUGUUCGACAUGGAUUAUCACUUCCUAAGGCAAGUGGGAAGGUGUUUAGAUACUAAAAACAAGUAGAAACUUAAGAAACCUAAAGCAAAAAUCACCAAAAAAACUAAAAAAUAAUCUCCACUUAAGUCUUUAUUUUCUCAAUCAUUAGAGGAAUUGCAAGCCUAAUUAUUUCCUAAAAAUAUGGAUACUAACAGAAAUCUGAGCCAAAAUAGUAAAAAUCCUAAGUCACUUGUUAGAAGAUUUACAAAUUCACCAAGUAUAUUGAUUCAUUCUUCAAGUUAGUAAAGUGUAAUAUAAGUUCAAACUAGCAAUAAUUAUUAACCUACUCAAUAAAAUGAGCCACUUUCAUCAAAAACUAUUAUUUAACAUUCACACCCUCCGACAGCUGCCUAACUUCAUUAGUAGGCAAGGCCAUUCUCAGGCAUCAGAAAUAACUUAUUUGAUCCCUUGAAAUUUUUUAAUCAGAGGAAGAUCAAGGCUUACCCAUCUCUGAGUAGAGACUAUAGCAUGACACUCAUUGAAAAAAUAGGUUCGUAUGGAGGGGAGCAUAGGGAGCUUACUAGGUAUGAUUUAGUAAAGAUGAAGUCAUCAAGUCCAUACUCCAAGUAAAGCAUGCUCAAAGAAUUUCGAAGUGGGAAUUACAGAAUAACUAACUCCGAUAGCAACACCCUGAAAGAAGCACCAUUAACGAACAAUCAGCAGCAGACCAUCAGCAGAGACUAAGAAAUAGAUGACUUUCUUUUUAACGAUCAACAAAAUCCAAAUGAUUAGAGUACUAUUGUUAAGAAUUACUUAACAGAAGAGUACAAUCCAAGCAAUAAGUCAUUCCACACUCCUAUGCUUAAGAAGAGGUAGAUGGAGGAAGCAUAGGGAGCACCAUCAAGAAUCUUCUCCAUGAAUACAAAUUUUAAGUUUCAAAAUACAUAGGCAUUUAAGAAAAGCUCUUUGAAGAAUUCAAAAUCUAACCCGAAAUUGGCUGUUCAAUAGCGCAUAAUUAAGGAGCAUAAGCCACUUAUAAUUCUAAACUAGCAGCAAUUAGAAUAAUAUGAACGGGUCUUCUUAGAGGACUAUUUCAGUAAAAAGUAAGUUCAGAAGCAACUUCUCCGCUCUAUGACUCAUUCGAUACCUGAUGAGGCUAAUGUCAAGAAAAUCGCGAUAAAUAUAGACUUCUUGUGUGAAGACUAGUUCGUUAACGAUAAGAUUAUGUAUAUAGUCUGGAAAAAUUUUAACAAUAAGCAGUACUUUGUGAUAAGUGAACCUGAAAUUUUGGACAGACUUGAUCAGAAUAUUGAUGAUGAAAAGAUAUAUGAUAGCUUGCUGACCUUUAAUCUAGAUAUCAAGUACUAAGUACACGACACUUGCAUUGAAAAGAAAUAGGAAGAUCAGGAAUUCAAUGAAAUGCUUAUGAAUAUUGACAGUAUGCAGGAACAAUCCAACACAUUUCUAGAGUUCGACUUGAUUUAGUAUGUUGUCCAGUAAGGUAUGUUGGAUGAGUCUCGGAGCUAGGAUCAAGCUUACUUCAACGAACAAAUUUUUAAGAUACGAAGACCUUGUCACAGUGGGGUAAUACAAUAUAUAAAUGCUGAGUAUUUUUCCAAAAGAUAUGACUACCUCAUCUAGUACCUUGCGAAGAGAAAAAUAUUCGACUUUAAAGAUGCGUUAUGGGUAAAUGACAACAGAAUAUGUUUAGCAAGAGAUAAAUUCAAAAAUCAAGACAAUGAACAAUAUUGUCCAACAAAAGGAUACUUAUUUUAGAGAGCAGUAAUUCCAUCAAGUGAAAUAAUCAAGAUCUUGUUUUAGCCUAACUACCAAUUGAGCAUAUUUUACCUGUUGUUCAACCCAGAUGAAGACUACGAGUUGCUGCUCACAAUAGAUAGGAUCUUACAGGAGAUGCAAAAAAUUGAUUUGAAAAAUAAACCUGCUCUCUUGAGUUUAGCCUCUGAUCAUCCAAAGAUCCUACUUCGAAAAAAGAUGAUGAGAGAGAGGCAUAAGAGUCUAGGGUAUGUGAGUAGCUAUCGCUUGACUGGUCGCAACUUAAUGAUUUAGGACAGCAUCAAGAGUGAUACUAGUUUUCGUAGUAGUGUUACUCACAAGUUCAGUGAUAACGACAAUAGUGUCAGCUAAUCUGAUAACGAACAAAACAAGACCAAGGAGAGCAUUGAUGUAGACCUUAUACCUAUACUCAGAAAAAAUGCAAUGAGACGAAGCAGGAGAAAGCUGAUAAAUAAGCAGCCAGGUGGUGACUAAAUCAAGCAUAAAGUUUUCAAGGCCAGAAUCGGCUCAAAGUCUGCUGCAAGUUAGACUAAUUAAUGGAGUCAUGGCUACUAUUUCAAAGCAAAUAAAACAUCAAUGAUGGCUAUUGAGAAUUUUGAUUAUACCAGCGAGGAUGAUGACGAUGAGAGUGACUCUUCCAGUUCCUCGAUCUCCUAUAUGACUGGCAUGAAUUAUAUUGCCAUUCCCAAGAGACUCUCUAACAUUUCUAAAAACUCAGAGUAAAUAUCCUUGUUUACUCCAAUUAAAGGGCAGCAAUAUUUAGAUGUUGGGAAGAGGGAUUUUACUGUGUAGAUUUAAGUAGGCAAUUUAGGGUCGUAGAAAUAAAUGCCUUAAGUUAAAAAGAGCACUCGCCAGAAAAAGAUGGAGAAGAGAGCAAGCAGACUACUGAAGAAAAUGGGUUCAAUGGACGGAAUACUGAUAGAUAAAUUUGGCUAUGAAAGCGUUAUCAGAGUUGAUGAUUCAAGGAAAUUUCUAUUUGAGGUUUUUCAGUCUGUGGAAAUCAAGCAAGAUGGCAGUUUAAUAGAUACUGAGCAACAAGUCAAAGAUCACUCUGAUGAUCAUUUAACAACAGACUCUUCACUUAGAGAUCAAGGAGAUGAUAAAUUCACUGAUUUUGAUACUAAAAUUCAGAAGCAGCAACUCAGGAAGUUCUUCUAGUAGCAAAAGCUAAGAUAAAAACUAAAUCCAAGAUUGAUUGGAAAGCCUUAAAUGCUUCCUAAAAUGACUUCAAGUCAUGAGCACAUGCUAGUAAACUAAAUGACAAUAGCUUCAGGCAAUACAGGUAACUCCAAAAACGGAAAGUCAAGUCUAGUUAACCUAACUCAACCUUAUACAACGAUUGGUAAUUACUAUAAGAAUUUGACAAAGAAAAAGAAGGUUGAUCGUAAGGAGAAAGAUGUGGCUGGUGAAGUGAUAAGUGCUGAGGAGUUCAUUGAGGAUGAUGAGAAUAACUUUUACCUUCAAAUGAGAAUUAACAUCAAGAUAAUGGAGUUGCUGAAUGAAGGUGGUGCUAACAAAGAUAAGUAGACAUCAUUCUUGAAAUCAAUCAGAAAGAUCCAAAAGUUAAAGAAAAAUGAAUUCAAGGAGGACUUUAAAAGAACUCAGAAGAAGAUAAUGUAGCAAUAGAAUUCAGUCAGUGAUUCAGACUAGAAGGAGACUAAGAGUCUGUUCAGUAACUCUGACGAGGAGGAAAAGAAGUAGCAUGAACUGAAAGAAAAAAAAUAAAGGAAAAAUUCAUUCAGGUCCUUCAAUUCCAAAAAUGUUCACCUCCAUAAUAUCAGUCAGUUUCAUGCCUCAAAUGGGAGUAUUCAUAGUAACACAAUAAAGUUAAAUCUGAGUAAGGUCAGCAAUUUAAAGCGAUAGUCAUUAAUCUCAAUGAGAAAAUGCUAAAUACUUAGAAAAAGAAAGUUAAAAGAUCCCAAUGCUGAGUCUUUGAAGGUAAGAUCUCAAUCACACGUAAUCAUAUAUUCUAUGCAGAAAAACUUGUAUAUGCGUGACUAAGCCUAACUCGAAUAGUAAAUCAUUCAAUGCGUAGUUCACUAAGACCUGACUAACUUUAAGCAAAUGCUUCAUAAAUUCGAUGAAAGCCUUGAUACCUAUAGAGAUCCAGUUGGAAACACACUACUAUCAAUAUCAACCUAGCUAGGCAAUAAGAUCUUUGUAGAACUGCUCCUGUAAUCUGGCGCGGACCCUAACAUUUAAAACGACUUGGGCAAUGUACCCUUGCACUAUUCAAUAUGCAAUGGCUUCAAUAAAAUAACUGAUCUACUGAUGGAGUUCGGGGCAAAUGAGAGGAUCAUUAACACCGAUGGUAAAGCCCCUUGGGACAAGUUCAACUGA
This is a messenger RNA of Stylonychia lemnae, 4113 nucleotides long. NCBI's taxonomy places the organism in Eukaryota, Ciliophora, Spirotrichea, Sporadotrichida, Oxytrichidae. The record is from the annotation of a GenBank genome assembly.